AUGAGUGAAAAAGGAAAGGCUAUUCUCUUACUAAUUACUUACCCUGGUGACGAAGAUAAAAGUGGACUCAGCCUUGCAAACACUGCAACGACGAUAAUUGCCGAUGAGUCGAAGGCGAACCAUGCAGAAGGAGCAGACGCUGCUGUGGCUACACGUGGCAGUUGGUUUAUAAUGGUUUCACAGGGGUCGCAGUCACAGCCCCAACAACACUCAAGUAGUAUCUACUUUGCAAAGGAGACUCCGUUAUUCGUCUCAAACAGCCACUGCUACUUCAUGCGGAAGAACUACCAAUUCUCUGUCCAAUUCCGGUAG
Ilex paraguariensis (yerba mate) is the source of this 312-nucleotide messenger RNA. Lineage: Eukaryota; Viridiplantae; Streptophyta; Magnoliopsida; Aquifoliales; Aquifoliaceae. The record is from the annotation of a GenBank genome assembly.